This is a messenger RNA of Pocillopora verrucosa, 3359 nucleotides long. RefSeq lists its product as uncharacterized. NCBI's taxonomy places the organism in Eukaryota, Metazoa, Cnidaria, Anthozoa, Scleractinia, Pocilloporidae. Gene Ontology annotation, molecular function: calcium ion binding. The record is from RefSeq and is a predicted model, not a curated record.
GAGGAUCAGACUUGAUGGUAGUACUCAAAGAGAAAUUCAACUCUACCUUCCUCUUAGUGUUCGCCAUCUUGCAAUCUGUACUAAGUAACCUGGCAAUUAUGCGAAGAAAUUUUGGUUGCCUAGACGCGCGUUGUAAUAUUUUAUCAUAUAAACGAACUUUGAUGAGCUAUCUCCAAGACAAUCAAUUAUUAGUUUUGUUUAACUUGAUUUUAAUUAUUUAUAUUGUAUAAGGUUUUAAUCUUUCGAUCGUUUUCACCUGUUUAUUGGCAAUUUUCAAAUUCCUUGUUUAUUCGAAGUCGCUAAGAUCUGACUUCCGCACGCGCCAAGGAAUCUGCGCUCAAUGGACUUUACUUUGUUGAGUAGCUGCGGAAUGUUCGACGAAAGAAGCUGAAAUUGUCUCUGUGGGAAUGGAAAGAAGCCAAACAAGUUAUGGAUAACCAUGGUGUAGCACAGCUCUACAGACGGAUCAUCUCACCCUCAAUUAAGGUACACAAUGAAGAGUGGCAAAAACAGACCCAUUAUCGACAUACAAAUUACAAAAGCCAGACACCAGUCAGCAGGCUUAAGAUGGCAAGUCCUGUGCACAGUGUGGCGUCGGCUCCUGGACUCCUAGAAGCCUCAGAUCUUGCACUUCAGCAGCCUUCGCAUGAUAAUAAUUCCAUUGAAACUGAAAAGUCUUCAACAAGGAGUGAACAUACAGGAUAUCAGUUUCAGCCAACUGUGAAGUUUAAGACUACUUCUCUUCCUGGUAUGCCACUGAGUCACAAAUACUCACCCUCUCCCAGUGGAACCAAAAAAUCAGUUCCUAUCUCCUACAGCAAUCAUAUGGGUUCUGUCCCAUCAAGAUAUUGGGCCAAUGAAAAUCCAAGAAUAUUAUACAGCAGACAAAGAGACAGAUUAAAGGCAGAGGAACAAGCCAGAGAGCACUGCCGCAGAUUGAAACGAACAUCAGAGAUUCGGCACCAUAGAGUUGAUAAACAGUAUUACAUGGCUGGAACCAAAAUCCCAUUGCAAGGAAGGUAUGACGUAGACAACACUGAUCUGUUAAGGUUGAGGCUUCUUGCACAGCAGAAACAACUUACAGACUACAAUGCUGCCAAAGAUGCAAAUUUUCCAAGCAGCAGUCCCCGAGACAGUCCUAGUGGCCAGUUGAGUACUCCUGUGCCAGGUAGUGGAGUCAGGGAUCCCACCUCUGUGGCCUUAUCGUCUGCCAGUGAUAUCGAGAACCCAGAUCACGACGGAAAAUGGGCUGAAGAGGAAUCAGAUGAGAGUUCCGUGGAUGAAUUUGACAGCAUAUCCAACAAAGGAGGCAGACGAGAAGAAUUUGAAGCACGUAAAGCUCUCGCUAUCGAAGGCAGAAAAGCGCAAGAGAAACUGGAUUCAGUGGGAGAAAGACUAACAAAGAGUAGCGACGGAACAGAGAGUAAAAAGACACCUUCUGCAAAGACAAAGGCAAGUUCUUCUGCAAAGACCGCCAAAAAGGGAAAAAUAAGAUUUAAGGAGGAUGAAAGAACGGCUAGUAAUCAAAAAGCGAUUAAGGAUCGCGAAAGAAAGAAAAUUGAAAAGAAAGGACAGGAAGAUGGUAAUGGAGCGGAGAAGAAAGAAGACGCAAUAAGCAAUGGUGUUGAAGCGAAAGAGGAAAAGAGGAAUAAAUAUUUAGAUGAAUGGCUGGGGAUAAAGAAGGAAGUUGAGGAUACUCGUUACCAGCCUGGAAAACCUCCGCCAAACAGGAUUUUUAUGUCAUCCAAGACUGGGGGAACUAAAAAGGCCAGUGGAAAAUUCUCUUCGACAUUUUUGACCGAAAUCACAGAGUCAAAGGCAGCUGAAGACGAUGCAUUUCUUACACCCGAUGUCCGUUAUGGAAUAAUCAACGAUAAACAAAAGCAUGUGUUUGGAACACUGUUUGACGAAGUCGACAAAGACAAAAAUGGAAGCGUCACGCUCCAAGAACUUAAGCUGCGGAUGCAGCCAGCUGUCACAAAACAUGAUAUCAAACACUUUGUAAAGGUGUUUGACUUAAACAAAGACGAGACUGUAGAUAAAAGAGAAUUUACGGCCAUCUGCGCCUUGAACGACCGCAUAAGUGGAGUCAGGACUGAAUCAGAAGACGCAUCUUUGGCCUUGGACCUGGAAAAUUUGGCUCAACAUAUUGUCAUAUUCAAGGAAAUGUUCAAAACCAUUGAUGAAGAUGACGAUAACAGGGUGGAUGCUGGCGAACUUCUGGUCAUGGUCUCUGCCGCCAUGGAAACAGAAAUAGGGGCGGACCUUCAGACAGCCAAGGAGGUGCUUGAAGGAGCACGUGACGAGUUUGGAUUUAUUGACUUUAUCGGUUUUAUGUCGUACAUACCAUUCUUUGCUAAGCUUCUAAGAACCAUACUGGAAAACCCUCUGUCUAUUGCUGAACUAGAGCGGGCACGAGAACGAGUCAAACAGCACGACCUCACUUUCAAACCCAAGAAAAAAGCAAAGGAACCAAAGAGUUGGGAAGUGUACUAGAAAGUCUAUUUCCCGCCUUCAUCCACAUCCAAAGCCUGGGAGCAAGCUUUCAUUAGAAGCGAUUCAGCGCGGGCGUUGCUUUGCCCGCCGAAAAGUAUAGGGGCAACGCCAGCCGGCGAAAGGACUGAAUCGGAUCUCGCACUGAUCAUUAUUAGUACCAGAGCUCUCAGCAAACCUCUCCCCAACUCGUCUCAAACCUUCUGCGGGUGCUUCCUGCCGCGCUCAAAAUAAAGGCCUGAUUGUAUGUUACUAUAUCGGUGACAAGGAUGACAGUGUUGAAAUUAAGUUUUAGAUUGCAUGAGUACUCAUCGUUCACAAUGGCGGGCUUCAUCAUCGCUCUUUUAUGUUCAUAAAAUUCUGCUUUCCUGGCCUCGCUUUCCGGUGAAAAUUCAAUUGUUUUAAAACUUGUUAUCGAAGCUAGGAAGAAUAUAAGGAAUAGCCAUCGGGUUGGCCAAUUAUGAAGAAUGUCCAUGUAUGGAGAGUGUUCAUUUGACUUGUGUUUUAGGUUACGGAAACCCAAACGGGUGCAAGUAAGAGAAUCGAGAUUGUGCUCUCUUACAAUUGUACCCAAGCAGAGGCAAAUUUCCUCCAUCGAAAUAUUCUGUAAUACUCAACCCGAUGGUGUUCGUUUGAAUAUGGUUGAUAUUUUUUAUAUUAGGUUUUAAUACAACAAUGAUACAACAUGGCUUCAAAUUUGAGAUAUAUUUACAUAUUUUUAAUACAUAUUUUUAAUCAGAGCAAAUAUUUCAUAGCAGUUUUUAUUUCAUUCAUGUUUUUCCAGGUCAGUUUGCAAAAGUCAGGCAUUUUUUGAUAUUGGUGACUGGGACUACUUUAUUAUUCUCUGCGGUUUGAUAAUAAAAUAU